This is a messenger RNA of Diplodia corticola, 1194 nucleotides long. RefSeq lists its product as uncharacterized. The transcript has a single exon. Lineage: Eukaryota; Fungi; Ascomycota; Dothideomycetes; Botryosphaeriales; Botryosphaeriaceae. The record is from RefSeq and is a predicted model, not a curated record. The coding region runs from base 1 to 1194 and encodes 397 amino acids.
AUGUCUGAAGACACCGCUUGUACGCUGGGCAGCGUCAUCAAAAUGCCCAUCACCGAUCAACAGCCCGAGAACGAGCAGCCUCUCACGGUACUUCAUAAAAGCUACCUCUCAAAAUUGCUUCACUCUUCUACUGAUCCUGUGGCCGGACCCAGUGAUCCUAACGAGCCCUGCACCAAGACUCCCAUGUUUGUGGGCGACAAAAUUCGCGAGAGCCUCGACGUAGAAGAUCUUCUGAACCUUCGCCUCGUCAACAAGGCUGUAAAGUCUUGGGUCGAAGGACAGGACUUCGACUUCUCUGCUAAGGCCUUUACGACCCUGCACCUGAAUCGUCGACUCUACAACCGACUUGACGAACAGCUUUCGCUCAAGGCUCUGCAGAACAUCGCCCGCUUCUGCUCCCACUUCGUGAUCGACCUUGAAGACAUGCUCAAUCCCGUGUCUCCUCUCGUCUAUGCUGGAGUCCCGGUUUUCGACACGGAGAACAAGUCAAUCUGGAUGCAGCUCUUCACAAUCCUAGGCUCGAUAUGCACGUUGAAAAUCUCUGCGCCCGGCCAGCCAGACUGGCACAGAUUCGGAUCUGGCGAGGCUCUUCUUGAAUCCAUCCGCGUCGCUCUGGAGGUGACCCUGCCGGCUGGAUUGCGUGAUAUCACGCUGUCCCCCAUCAACGCGACCGGUCUCCUGCACUUUCGCUGGCGCGGAGCCGCCUUCAAGGAAACCACGUGGAUGGCCGAGGCUUUUUGGAGCCGUCUUAGGACCCUCCACAUCGACCUCCACAAUCCUCUUCCAUACUACAGCAAGUCGAACCAGAAGGACUUCACAAAGGCGCUUCAUGACUACCUGGGCAGCUUCUCCCAUUCCCUAGAGAUUCUCCGCUUCUCUUGGAUCGGAACCGUUGGACCGAACCCGCUCCUACUCGACCUCCGCUACGGCGGCCACAACUUCAGCUCUCCGGCGAUCAAGUGGUCUACUUUGACCACACUUCAUCUACAGAACAUCCUCGCGCAUAGCGAGGACCCCGACGUUCUUAUGAGCGCUCGCUGUCCCAAUCUCCACACUCUGAAGCUGGAAGACAUACAGAUGUUGGAGAAGUUCGAGACCAUUCACUUAGAGGAAGACAACAAGAGCGACGACAAUUUGGAGCACGUGAUCUCCAGGGAUGGCAGCCCAGUCCUCUUCUCAAUCUCUUCGGAAUAG